GUCUCCGUUCAUCUCCGUCGUUUCUCUUUGCGUUUGACUCUCUCUCUCUCUCUCUCCCCCUUCAUAUCCUUCGCUUCCUUCUCACUCACCCUUCUAACUCUGAUCUUUCUCUCUCUCUCUCUCUCUCUCUCUCUCUCCACCUUCUUCUUUCAUUCCACACAUACACACAACAAACUCUGUCCCUUCCUUUGUUCCUUUUCCUCUCUCUCUCAAACACAACACAGACAUACAUAUAUAUAUAUACACAUACACACCCCAAGCACUUCUCUGAUUCCUCUUUCUACACCCACCCCCAUCAGCAAAGGAACCAUUUUUAUCAUCUCUUGUUACCAUUCUCAUAAAGGGUCGGUGUUACUUAUUACUGUGAGAAGAUCAUCAUUCAUCACUGUUGCUUUUUCCUUAGCCCCCUCUCUCUCUCUCUCUGGAUUUGUUUUUUUGAAAGUCUCUUUGGCUAUUGAGAUAAGACAGAGAGAGAAAAAAAAAAGAGAAGAAGGAACAAACAAGACAUGACUGGCAGCAAUGAAGUCAACCUUAAUGAAUCUAAGAGGGUUGUUCCACUCAAUACUUGGGUGCUUAUCUCCAAUUUCAAGCUGGCUUAUAAUCUACUAAGGCGUGCAGAUGGAACAUUCAAUCGAGAAUUGGACGAUUUUCUCGACCGCAAGGUACCUGCCAAUACAAUUCCUGUUGAUGGGGUGUUCUCUUUUGAUCAUGUUGAUAAGAAAACUGGCCUCUUCAACCGGGUUUAUCAGCCGGCACCGGAGAAUGAUGCUAGGUGGGGCAUGAUAGAGUUGGAGAAGCCCUUGAGCACCACCGAGGUUGUGCCCGUCAUAAUCUUCUUCCAUGGUGGAAGCUUCUCUCAUUCAUCAGCUAAUAGUGCUAUCUAUGACACUUUCUGUCGCCGCCUUGUCAGCAAUUGUAAGGCUGUUGUGGUGUCUGUGAAUUACCGGCGAUCGCCGGAGCAUAGAUAUCCGUGUGCAUAUGAAGAUGGCUGGGCUGCACUUAAGUGGGUCAAGUCAAGGGUAUGGCUUCAAAGUGGAAAGGAUUCCAAGGUUCAUGUGUACAUGGCCGGGGAUAGUUCCGGCGGUAACAUUGCUCAUCAUGUGGCAGUGAGGGCUGCCAAGGAAGAUGUCGAGAUUCUAGGUAACAUUCUUCUCCAUCCGUUGUUCGGUGGGGAGAAGAGGACAGAGUCAGAGAAGAAACUCGACGGGAAGUACUUCGUGAAGUUGCAAGACCGCGAUUGGUAUUGGCGAGCCUUCCUUCCUGAAGGCGAGGACAGAGACCAUCCGGCUUGUAACCCAUUUGGUCCCCGGGGUAAGAGCAUCGCAGGACUAAAGUUCCCGAAGAGCCUAGUUUGUGUUGCGGGUUUGGAUCUUCUCCAAGAUUGGCAAUUGGAAUAUGUUGAAGGCCUCAAGAACAGUGGCCAGAAUGUGAAACUUCUUUACCUAAAAGAGGCCACAAUUGGAUUCUACUUCUUACCAAACAAUGAUCACUUCUAUUGCCUAAUGGAGGAGAUGAAGAAUUUCGUUAAUCCUAACUGUUAAUAUACUACCACCACUUUUAACCUUGCUCUACAGGAGGCCAUACAUAACUAUAAGCCUGACAUUUUCACUUUGAGUUUUUUCUAUUUUUUAUUUCCUACUAUUUUUGUAUCCUACUUUAUAGUAGUGGUGUGUAGUUAUAUAUAAUUGUGUAGCAUUACUCACUGUUAUAACAUCUAUGGUGGUUGGUUCUGCUAAAUUCGGGGCUGUUCUGCGGCUCAUGUAGGGUAGCACCGGUUAUACCGGAGUUUGGUCGAAACUGCAGGUAUCUUCCUACCGAAGGCAAUCGCGAAGUACCAUAGUUUCGGGUCGUUUGCGGGGUUUCGCUGAAUCACCAUAUACAAGAUUACAAGCUUUGCCCCAUUUUAACCUUUUCAACCUCAAUAACAGGAGGGGAGAUCAGAACAUAGAAGAACAGGGCUUGGCUGUGAUGAUCACUUUGAUAGAAAGUGAAUACAUAUCUUUUGUUUGUAGCACUUAUUACUGAAUUGAUUUGGAGCAGCAGAACCCCAAAAUCCUGUUAUAGAACUUGUGUAUGUUAUAUAUAUAAUUAUAUAUCUAUAUACAUAUGUCUCCACUAGAGUUAUAUAAAUGCUUUUCUUUUUU
Messenger RNA from Arachis duranensis, 2144 nucleotides. RefSeq names its product gibberellin receptor GID1B. NCBI's taxonomy places the organism in Eukaryota, Viridiplantae, Streptophyta, Magnoliopsida, Fabales, Fabaceae. The record is from RefSeq and is a predicted model, not a curated record. Gene Ontology annotation, cellular component: nucleus; cytoplasm. Gene Ontology annotation, biological process: raffinose family oligosaccharide biosynthetic process; floral organ morphogenesis; positive regulation of gibberellic acid mediated signaling pathway. The coding region runs from base 507 to 1541 and encodes 344 amino acids. Gene Ontology annotation, molecular function: hydrolase activity; gibberellin binding. The transcript has 2 exons.